ACACACAAUGUCGUAAAAACAAACUUUUAAAAAAGAAAUAUUGUUUGAUCAAUUAUACAAUAUAAUGUACUACAAACAACCACAGGAGUUUUAUGAAGUUAUGUAAUAAUAAUGUACAGCUUUCACCUUAGAGAGAGGACUUCUACAGUAUCAAACACACAAUCAGCAGCUUGUCCAUAAUUUCAUGGAUAAAUGUCCGCUGUUUAGAUAUUAUUUAAAAAAAUCUUGGCUGGCGUUCGACUCAUUCUGCUUCAAUAUGGUGCAGAGUAGCAGUGAAACACUCAAAUUGUUUCGCCAAGUUAGCGACCCGCUUAGUCAUGUUUUUGAUAUUUCUUUCCUUAAUUCAAUGAAUAUAAUCCACUUCUUCUCAGCACUAUAAUUCACACUCACUUUAUUUCUUCCCAUGGUUGGAAAACAAAGAUAUGCUGAUCUCUAGCUAUAAGCUAAUGAUGGCAAGUAAGACCAGGUGUUUUGCUACAUUAACUAGUAGCAGGGAUUAAUGCAAAGUUGUGUACAAACCAUAACAUGAAGUACACCUGCACAAUCCAAACAUUGUGAUAUUUCAUUUCAAAACAAAGCGCCAUAUAGAGAUCUUGUAUUGGAUCGGUUAAAAACUUACUGCCACAAUUUCUUGGUCCUCUUCUUCCUCACUGUGCAUCUCAUGUUGCUCUGAAGAAAUAUUUUAUAGCUUUACUUAGUUUGAAUAAUGCAAACAGAAAAAAACAUCUAGCCACAUAAACCCUGUGCUUACUCUCUGUUUGUGGAUUUAACUUCACACUUUGCUUAUUGCCUCUUGUUUUAUCAGCACUGCAUUUCUGAACCUCACUUUCUGCACUCAUGUCUUCAGUAGUCCCAUCUGCUGCAGCUUCUGGACCACUCUGCCAUCUCUUGCUCAGUUCCCACGUUGAGCACAAUGACUGGACAAUAGUCUUCAUAUCAUCCCAGCAUGGCCAGUGUGGAAGAGUCUCAAACGGAAGGAGAAGGCAGCCCCCAGAUCAUCUCCCUCAGGUCGGAAGCAUCCGCCAACCACGACGGAGACGUGGGGCCGUCCGUGCGGAGGAAGAGGAGGAAGAAGAAGGCGCAGCGUCCAGAGUCCAUCAUCAUCUAUCGGGAGCCUGGCGAGGACCAAGGGGGUGAAGAGGAAGGAGUCGAGAGAAGCUUGGAGGAAGGAGAUAAGUUCCUCUGUACACCCACACACGAAGGUGGAGGCUGGAGCCUUCCCCCAGACAGCCGCUACGUGACGCUGACAGGCACCAUCACGAGAGGCAAGAAGAAGGGUCAGGUGGUGGACAUCCACGUCACCAUGACUGACAAGGAGCUUCGAGAGCUGGCUAAGUCAAAGGAGCGGCUGGACGCAGAGUGCGAGGCCGGGGACGGCUCCAAGCGUGCCUGCAGGUUGGGCGUAUGUCAGGGACCCCACGUUGUCCUGUGGAGCAUCUCCUGCGCCCCCGUGGUCUUCCUCCUCUCCUUCAUCACCUCCUUCUACUACGGCACCCUGACCUGGUACAAUGUCUUCCUGGUGUACAACGAGGAGCGGACAUUCUGGCACAAGAUCACAAUCUGCCCCUUCCUCAUCAUCUUCUACCCUGUGCUCAUCAUGCCCAUGGCGUUGUCUCUGGCGCUCUACGCCGCUGUAGCCCAGGUGUCCUGGGCCCUCAGCGGGUGGUGGCAGGUCGUGAGGGACCUGGAGAAGGGCUUCUGCGGCUGGGCCUGCGCUAAGAUGGGUCUGGAGGACUGCUCCCCCUACAGCAUCAUAGAGCUUCUGGACUCAGACACCAUCUCUGGUACUCUGCAGAGCAAAGCCCUCAGUGAACACGCCCAGACGUCAUCAGUGUAAUAUAGAACGAAACACGGGUCACAUUGCGCGCUUUGGUGAUACACAGGAUUACUUACAGUACUGUGCAAAAGUCUCGGACCACCUUUGCAUUUGUUUUUCUACGUGACUAUUUGUUCAUAUUCAAUUAUGGGGGUUGACUUUUAUACAGUAUUGUAACACACGUUUACUUAAUAUGCAUAAUUGUUGUCUUAAUAUGAUCACUUUUCUCUACACUAUCAUCAAAGUAGAUCUACAGUAUUUCUGUUUAGUGCUCACUUAAAAUGUAUUUAUCACCUUGAAACCUUUCAUUCUCUACUGUUCUGUAUUUAAUUUACUCCUGGAGGGUUUUGUGCUGUAAUUCAAAGCCACGUCGUCCAAAUAACAAGAUAUAUCUUAACAUUGAACUUUCGUAAGAUACACUAUAUUACCAAAAGUAUUUCGCCACCCAUCCAAAUGAUCAGAAUCAGGUGUCCUAAUCACUUGGCCCGGCCACAGGUGUAUAAAAUCAAGCACUUAGGCAUGGAGACUGUUUCUACAAACAUUUGUGAAAGAAUGAGCCGCUCUAAGGAGCUCAGUGAUUUCCAGCGUGGAACUCAGGAACUGUCAUAGGAUGCCACCUGUGCAACAAAUCCAGUUGUGAAAUUUCCUCGCUACUAAAUAUUCCAAAGUCAACUGUCGGCUUUUUUAUUAAAAAAUGAAAGAGUUUAGGAACAACAGCAACUUUGCCACAAAGUGGGAGGAGUGUGAAAUUUAGUGGAGGAGGAAUUAUGGUGUGGGGUUGUUUUUCAGGAGUUGGGCUUGGCCCCUUAGUUCCAGUGAAAGGAACUUUGAAUGCUCCAGGAUACCAAAAUAUUUUGGACAAUUCCAUGCUCCCAACCUUGUGGGAACAGUUUGGAGCGGGCCCCUUCCUCUUCCAACAUGACUGUGCACCAGUGCACAAAGCAAGGUCCAUAAAGACAUGGAUGACAAAGUCUGGUGCGGAUGAACUUGACUGGCCUGCACAGAGUCCUGACCUGAACCCGAUAGAACAGCUUUGGGAUGAACUACAACGGAGACUGAGAGCCAGGCCUUCUCGACCAACAUCAGUGUGUGACCUCACCAAUGCGCUUUUGGAAAAAUGGUGGAACAUUCCUAUAAACACACACCGCAACCUUGUGGACAGCCUUCCCAGAAGAAUUGAAGCUGCAAUAGCUGCAAAAGGUGGACCGACAUCAUAUUGAACCCUAUGGGUUAGGAAUGGGAUGGCACUUCAAGUUCAUAUGUGAGUCAAGGCAGGUGGCCAAAUACUUUUGGCAAUAUAGUGUAUGUUUAUCUUAUUUGUCGGUGUGCGUGAGGAACUUUGUUACCUUCGCCCUAUAUUUUUAGAUUUAUUGUUUGUCAUAUUUAUUGUAUUAUUUAAUUGAAGAAAUUUUAAGAUUUUCUUAAUCUUUAUUUUUAUGUUAAUAUAAAUCAGAUUAUGUCAAAAGCUGACUAAAAUAUAUUUGGCGAAAGUACACUCUAAAUAUUACCACAUAUUGUAGAAAAUGUUUUCAGGCCUUCAGGUUGGAAGUUGUUGCAUUCCAUUCUUUAAGGAUUUUGUUUUUUAAAUAGAAAGGACUCAUUUUUGGCAGCAUAUACAGCCGAUAUAUAGAUAGAUAGAUAGUACUUUAUUGAUUCCUUCAGGAGAGUUCCCUCAGGAAAAUUACAUUUUUUAUUUUUUUUAUUUUUUAUUUUUUUAGAUAGAUAUAUCUACAUUGAUGUGUUAUUUCUGCAAUUCAUAUUAUAUUUUCAUUAAGUAUCUCCACCGAUUUGCUGAUUUAUUCAUAUUCUGAAAGUUAAAGUAUUUGAAAUAUACUUUACAUUAUUGUUGAGUGCUGUAAACUUAAGAUGGGCCACACAUUUUAGUAUAAAAAUAAGCCAAAAUUUUUGAAUGAAAGAAACUGCUGUUCUAAAUGUGUCCACUAGAUGUUGCAAUAGCAAUUCUUUGUAUCUAUGUAGAUGAUGCUACAUAUGUAAAAAAAAUAAACCAAAUGAUGUUAGUUAGUGCACCAGUCGAGGAAAAUGCGCAAACUACAUGAAUAACAUCCUGUAAUUUGAUUUUGAUAUUUUUUUUAUCUUGAUAGAUUGAAAAUGAACACCAAUGAGUUGACUAAUGAAUAUUAUCACAUAAUUUAUUCAGAAAGUAUAAAUAACGACAAAAAAAGAUAGAAUACUAUUAACCCGCAACAUGUAAGUGUAAAAAAAAAAACAGCAACAUUAUAAUUUCUACAUUUUCAGAAUGGGCUUGUUCUAUUUUUAAACAAAGAAAACAAUCUGAAGUUGUCUUUAGUUUUAAGUUAUCGUGCCGUGAUUUUACCAGCUCAGCCCACUUGGGAGUAGAUUUUUCUCCAUGUGGCCCCCGAUCUAAAAUGAGUUUGACACCCCUGAUCAACACCAACUAAAUAAAGGGCCAGUAUCACCAAUGCCGAUUUUACUUGACAUUUUCAAGAUCAUGGAGUCAUUUUGUAAUUUUUGCCUUUAAUUUCUUGAUCUUGAUUAUAGUCAGCAUUACACACAGUACAAAUACUUUAGGCCAACAAAAAAAAAGUAUUAAUAUCGAUGUUAGUAUCGAUCCGCCCACGUUGAGUGUAGAGCAGUGGUCCCCAACCUUUUUGUAGCUGCGGACUGGUCAACGCUUGAAAAUUUGUCCCACGGACCGGGUUGGGGUGGUAUUUUUAUUUUAUUUUUAUUUUUUUUCCAUAAGGAAACACAAUCAGGUGUGCUUACGGACUGUAUCCCUGCAGACUGCAUUGAUCUAUAUUGAUAUAUAAUGUAUAUAUUGUGUUUUUUAUGUUGAUUUAAUAAAAUAAAAAAACAUUUAUUUUUUAUUUUAUUUACUUUUUUUUUUAUUUAAUUUUUUAAAUUU
Entelurus aequoreus (snake pipefish) is the source of this 4700-nucleotide messenger RNA. It is a transcript of the gene tmem169b, whose product is annotated as transmembrane protein 169b. NCBI's taxonomy places the organism in Eukaryota, Metazoa, Chordata, Actinopteri, Syngnathiformes, Syngnathidae. The transcript has 3 exons. Bases 947 to 1837 code for a protein of 296 amino acids. The record is from RefSeq and is a predicted model, not a curated record.